UUCGUGACGUCUAGAGAGUCUGAGGGGGCGUGUGCUCAUUGUAGUAAAACGAAAGUGCACGCCGACUCGAUUAUUCUUCAACCCACACUUGGAGAGGUGGAAUCACAUAAAACCGAAUCGGUCUCAGUCAGCAGGCAGUGAGUGAUAUUCCAGAUUGAGUUGCGGUCUGUUAUUCUAGUGAACAAGGUGUCUGCUAUAUUGUUGUUGUUUUUACUGCACAUCGCAACUAUUUAUCACCAGAGCCUGUUUUAUGUCUAAUUAUGUGUUUCAAGGGAUUCGAAUUGAAAACCUUGUCAUCUCAAUCAGAACAAAUAUAUGAAAAAAAAUAGGGGGGAGAUCAACAACGUCACGCAGGACUACUGUUUCAGUCAUCGUAAACAACCUUUAACCAUCGCCACCGCAAGUUGAUUGUAGGUCUGUAGUCUGCUAUUACACCGCCGCUACAACGCCAUCAUGCCUAGUCUGCGACAGUCUUACACCGUGACGGUGCCCGAGGAGUCACCGGCAUCCACUUUCCCCUUCCUAAAGACGGACCUGCGCAGGAAGAGUCCUCCAAUGUCGCGGUCAUUGUUGAUGUCCACAUUUGUGGGUCUGCUUAUCAAUCAAGCCAAGAACUCCAAGAGUCCUCAAGGCCUAGUGGGACUGAGAAACCUCGGCAACACAUGUUUCAUGAACUCGAUCCUGCAGUGUCUGAGCAACACUCCUGACCUGAGGGACUACUGUCUGAGGAACACACACCGCACCGAACUCAACAACAACUGCAGAGCCAAGGCUGCUCUCAUGGAGGAGUUUGCCAAACUCACUCAGACCCUAUGGACGUCAGUCAGCAGCGAGGCAAUCAGUCCCUCAGACUUCAAGACCCAGAUCCAGAGAUAUGCUCCCAAAUUUGUGGGAUACAAUCAGCAGGAUGCUCAGGAGUUCUUGCAUUUCCUAUUGGACGGCCUCCACAACGAGGUCAACAGGGUCACAGUGCGGCCCAGGCUCCCGUCCGAGGACAUUGACCACUUGCCUGACAAUGAGAAAGGGAAGAGAAUGUGGAACAAAUAUCUAGAGAGAGAGGACAGCAAAGUGGUUGAUCUGUUUGUGGGCCAGCUAAAGAGCUCUCUGACCUGCAGUGAGUGUGGUUACUGCUCCACUGUGUUCGAUCCAUUCUGGGACUUGUCACUACCCAUCGCUAAGAAAGGUUCAGGGGAGGUGAGUCUGACAGACUGCAUGCGACUCUUCACUAAAGAAGACGUACUGGAUGGAGAUGAGAAACCGACAUGCUACAGGUGUAAAACCAGGCGGAAAUGCACUAAGAAGUUCACCAUCCAGAAAUUCCCUCAAAUCCUUGUGCUUCACCUCAAGCGCUUCUCAGAGAACCGUGUUCGAACUAGUAAGCUCUCCACCUACGUCAACUUCCCCCUCAAAGAGUUGGACAUGAGAGAAUUUUGCUCUGAGAACAGCAUGAAUAUAGUGUAUAAUCUCUAUGCCGUGUCCAACCACUCUGGGAAUACGCUGGGUGGCCACUACACAGCCUACUGCAGGAACCCAGCCCUUGGGGAGUGGUACAGCUACAAUGACUCCAGGGUGAGCUCCAUGUCAUCCAGCCAGGUUCGCAGCAGUGAUGCCUACGUGCUCUUCUAUGAGCUGGCCUCCUCUCAUUCACGCCUCUGACGCUACAUGUCAUGGACAUAUAGGCUACAUAAAGCCUGGCAGUCUGGUCAUAUGGAUGACGUAUGCAAUGAGCCUAUUAGGCCUGUGUCUGGUUGAUGGUUGAUGUUUGAGCCUUGCUCUGUGGACUGCAUACAGAAUACUAUAUGUUUAUACAGGAGCCCUUGGCACUAUGGAUUUAGCUUCAACACAUAGGCUACACUGUACUGCCAGGAUACAGAGAUUGAGUUGUGGUUCAACCAUCUUCCGGGGACAUUGGGAAGAGCAUUGGGACAAUGGGAAGGCCCUUUCCAGCUAAAAACAUGUCAACAUUUGAAUAUCAUUGAAAGUCCCGGUGACGUGUGUGUGUGUGUGUGUGUGUGUGUGUGUGUGUGUGUGUGUGUGUGUGUGUGUGUGUGUGUGUGUGUGUGUGUGUGUGUGUGUGUGUGUGUGUGUGUGUGUGUGUGUGCGGUCACCAUGCAGACGGCGAAGAUGCCUCUCUAUGCACUACAACGAGGACUGUAUGCUUAGAAUAGCUAAGCUUACAAUGGCUAUGUUAUGCCACCUUAAUACAAGUGUGUGUGUGUGUGUGUGUGUGUGUGUGUGUGUGUGUGUGUGUGUGUGUGUGUGUGUGUGUGUGUGUGUGUGUGUGUGUGUGUGUGUGUGUGUGUGUGUGUGUGUGUGUGUGUGUGUGUGUGUGUGUGCGGUCACCAUGCAGAUGGUGAAGAUGCCUCUCUAUGCACUACAACGAGGACUGUAUGACCCCAGUUGUCAUUUCAAGGUCACCACUGAGACAUGAAAGACUUUAUCACUCCGACCUUCUGUUCUGUAAAUUAUUCUAUUUAAAUUAGAUAUCAUCUUAUCUGUGACUUUGGAGAUGGGAUGACUCUCUAGCACCAUCUGUUGGUGUGCUGUGGUUGUAGGUUUUGCACAACCUCAUCUUCCUCCCGUUUCAAUAGGACUGUGUGUGUGUGCCUGCUGUGUGCAUGUGUGAAAGAGAGAGACAGAGAGAGCGGCCCCUCUCCAACUUCAAACUAGUGGUGGAGAUAUCAUGCCAUUGCAAAACGAGAUUGAGAGAAACUACAUCUCUAGCUAUGUUUUUUAUGACUAAAUGUGUAUUUUUGUAUUUAUAAAAAAACAUGGUGAAUGUAACUGUACUGUUGUUCUAAUCAUUAAAAUAUCAUUAUUUUUCAAGUUUCAAG
Messenger RNA from Oncorhynchus keta (chum salmon), 2834 nucleotides. RefSeq names its product ubiquitin carboxyl-terminal hydrolase 2-like. Bases 454 to 1656 code for a protein of 400 amino acids. Gene Ontology annotation, cellular component: cytoplasm. Lineage: Eukaryota; Metazoa; Chordata; Actinopteri; Salmoniformes; Salmonidae. The transcript is spliced from 12 exons. Gene Ontology annotation, biological process: protein deubiquitination. Gene Ontology annotation, molecular function: cysteine-type deubiquitinase activity. The record is from RefSeq and is a predicted model, not a curated record.